Ziziphus jujuba (common jujube) is the source of this 1767-nucleotide messenger RNA. Its product is annotated as probable magnesium transporter NIPA1. Gene Ontology annotation, cellular component: membrane. Gene Ontology annotation, molecular function: magnesium ion transmembrane transporter activity. The record is from RefSeq and is a predicted model, not a curated record. NCBI's taxonomy places the organism in Eukaryota, Viridiplantae, Streptophyta, Magnoliopsida, Rosales, Rhamnaceae. The transcript has 8 exons. Bases 504 to 1478 code for a protein of 324 amino acids. Gene Ontology annotation, biological process: magnesium ion transport.
AAGCCAUGUUAAAUUGUGGUUACUGUUUUUUCUGAUUCGUUUUCUCUGAUACUCUUUGUAACGCCCUUUACUACUCCUCUCUUUCACUUUCGCUCUCUCCCUCUUCUUCUUCUUCUUCUUCUUCUUCUUCUUCUUCUUCUUCCCAAUUCCCCCACAGAAAGCUUCAUUCUUCUUCCAUGGAGGCAUAAGCACACUUUCCCAGAAAAACCCAUCAACCAUUUUUCACCAAAUGAGCCUCUUUUCCACGUGAAGGACUUGGGUUUCAAGAAAGUUUGUGUCUUUAUUUGGAUAUACGCUUACAUAUAUGUACGUUAUUAUAUAAUUUGGAGUUGGGCUUUGUGAUUUUUUGUUUUUUUGAAUUAAAAUGUUUGUAGAUAAUAUAUAUAUUUAUAUAUAUAUAUAUUGUUUUUUUUUGUUUUUGAUAUAAUCUGUAUAUCUUGGCUCUGCAAGGUUUGAAAUUUUAGUGUUUCUUUCUAUUUUUGCUCUAUUCCCUUCUGUAACAAAUGGGAAUGUCUGUUGAUAAUAUUCGUGGAUUCUCAUUGGCUGUAUCUUCAAGUAUUUUUAUUGGGACUAGCUUUAUCAUCAAGAAGAAAGGUCUUCUUAAUUCUGGAGCCACUGGAACCAGAGCAGGGUCAGGAGGUUAUUCAUACUUGUGUGAACCUAUGUGGUGGGCAGGAAUGUUGACUAUGAUCAUAGGGGAGAUAGCUAAUUUUGCUGCUUAUACCUUUGCUCCAGCUAUUCUUGUGACUCCUCUGGGAGCUUUAAGUAUUAUCUUCAGUGCAGUGCUUGCUCAUUUUAUUUUGGAAGAAAAAUUGCAUAUCUUUGGCGUGUUAGGGUGUGUUCUCUGCGUGGUAGGCUCAGUAAGCAUAGUUUUGCAUGCUCCACAGGAGAGGACUAUAGAAUCUGUGAAGCAAGUAUGGUCCCUUGCUACAGCGCCAGGUUUCAUUGUCUACACUUGUUUAGUUGUACUUCUGGUUGUUGUUCUCAUUUUGCUUGUGCCACGUUAUGGGACAAGUCAUCUUGUGGUUUAUAUUGGAAUUUGUUCUCUCAUGGGCUCUCUUACGGUUAUGUGUGUGAAAGCGGUGGGAAUUGCUUUAAAGCUGUCAUUUGAAGGAAUGAAUCAAUUUAAGUACUUCCAAACAUGGAUUUUUACUGUUACUCUGAUAUUUUGUUGCCUUUUGCAGAUCAACUACCUAAACAAGGCUUUGGACACCUUUAACACGGCCGUUAUAUCUCCAGUGUACUAUGUUAUGUUUACAACAUUUACCAUUCUUGCAAGCAUGAUCAUGUUUAAGGACUGGGAUUUGCAAAAUGGAUCGCAGAUUGCGACGGAGUUGUGUGGUUUCGUCACAAUUCUAGCAGGUACCUUUCUUCUUCACAAAACCAAGGACAUGGGAAAUAGUGCAUCAACAACAGAAGUUACAGAACCUCCAGUUUGUGAAAGUCCAAACCACCAAAAUGAACCUUCUAAUCCCUGAUAGCCUUAGAUACUAAAAAGUGCUAUCUUGUACUUAUGCUACAAAAAAAGGUAGAAUUAGAGGAGAUGGACAAGGUUGUAAAACGGUUAGGAUUGAAAAAGAAAAACUGAACCAGCCUGGUAUAAGAGGAAAAAUAUUUAGGUUCAUAAAAAUGAAGAUUCAAGAUUGUUCAGUUAUCUUUAGUGAUUCCAGGAUACAGUUUGUCUUUCUUUUUUCUUUUUUCAGGACUUUUAUUCUUGAACUGAUUCUUUUGUGAAAUGAACACCAUCAGUGAAAGAUUGUGGCUUUU